Sphaeroforma arctica JP610 is the source of this 405-nucleotide messenger RNA. RefSeq lists its product as hypothetical. NCBI's taxonomy places the organism in Eukaryota, Ichthyosporea, Ichthyophonida. The coding region runs from base 1 to 405 and encodes 134 amino acids. The record is from RefSeq and is a predicted model, not a curated record. The transcript has a single exon.
AUGUCAGACGUCAAGGAAGAGCCGGCAGCCGGCAGCCAAAUAGUCAAAGAAGAGAUCGACAUUAAGAAAGAGGGUGUAGACAGCAACGACGGCAGCGUACAGGACGGUGCCACAAUUGGAGAUACAAACGCAAAAAAAACAACUCAUAGCGGGGAUAGUGAUAGUAGUAGUGAUGGUGAAGAGAAUGACACAGAGAUCAAAGAGGAGUUAUUAGAGGACGGCACAAUGAGUGACGAUGCUGAAGCCCCGCCCAAGAAAAAGCAGCGACUUUUCUAUGGCAGUCUGGAAGAGACUAUGAAGCAGAAGAAAACUGGCGACAGUAUAGCUGAGGGUAUUGCUGCAGGGAAUAUCAACCUAGAUCGCAGGCCAAAAGCGAAGCUGGGGCCGGAUGGUAUGUUGAUGUGA